This is a messenger RNA of Momordica charantia (bitter melon), 715 nucleotides long. RefSeq lists its product as uncharacterized. Lineage: Eukaryota; Viridiplantae; Streptophyta; Magnoliopsida; Cucurbitales; Cucurbitaceae. The record is from RefSeq and is a predicted model, not a curated record. Gene Ontology annotation, biological process: response to auxin.
CUCUUCAACGGAUCCUUCUCCUUCUUCUUCCAUUAGACCAUUUCACAGAGACCCUUUCAACCCCACCAAUUAAAAAGAGAAGAAAACCCAUCUUUUUUCUAUAUAAAUAAAUACUUGGUUCUUAAAAAAAAAAAAAAAUCCCAUAUCUGAUAUCACCAAUUCUCCACCCAAUGGAUUGCUUGGUCCUCCCCUGCCACGCCAUGAAGAGACGCCGCCCACGCCGUGCCGUCGGUUACCGCCGCCUCAAAGACUCCGGGCCGGAGAGUCCGGUGACGGUGGUGGUGGGGAAGGAAAAGAGGGUGUUUUUGGUGGACCCUUUUGUGUUGGAACAGAAUCCAUUCAGAGUUCUGAUGCAGACCCAGAAGAGGGAAAGUGAAACCCAUCAUUCAGAUGAUGAUGAUGAUGAGUGGAGAAGAAGAAGAACGAGAAGAAGAAGGAGGAGGGUGAUUCUUGUUGAUGUUGAUGCCAUUUUGUUCGAGCAUUUGCUGUGGCUCUUGUACAACGAUUCUCCUUCUUUGUUUAAUCUCAAUGUUGAGGAAAUUCUUGAAUUUUAUGCUCUAGAUUGUUAAUUAGUUAUUUUCCUUGCACACACACACACAAAAUUUAGAAUUCAAUUCAAGCUAUUGAAGCCUCUACCUAUGGUGUUCAUAAAUCAUAUAUAUGAUGGAAAUUAUACAAAAACAGAAAUAAAAGAUUGAUUUUUUUAAAUUUUCUA